CGCCAGCUCAACUCGUCGAGCCAUAAAGCAAUGGCGGCCCACCUUUUGUUCUGACCGUGUGAGAGAGGAAGUGUUAAGCUAAGACGAUAUAUUUCGGGAUUUUCGCGGCUGUAAACGAAAGACGGAUAUCUAUUCUGAGGCGGUUUAUUGUCUGACUUUUGCUAUCAGACUGAUACAGUAACAGAUAUUUGCAAAGGAUGAGGUUUUUGGAUUAUUUAAUUACAAAAUAUGUUCCUUUUAUCUAUUUGCUUCUACCGUUAUAAUAACCAAGAAUUAGGGUUAUUGCUUUUAGUAUUUGUGUUGUCUUGUGCUGAAAAGCAGGGUUUAUGAGAAUGGGUGAAGUGGUAUUGAGCAGUGAAGAGGCAAUGGAAAUGGAGUUGGAGACAGGGGAGAAAGAGACUAAGAAGGAUGGAUCUUCUGAGGUUGUUAGGUGGGAAAGAUUUCUGCCGAGGAUGGUUCUUAGAGUUCUUUUGGUAGAAGCAGAUGAUUCUACACGUCAUAUAAUCUCUGCUCUUCUUAGAAAAUGCAGCUACAGAGUUGUUGCUGUUUCUGAUGGGUUAUCGGCAUGGGAGACUUUGAAGGGCCGGCCCCAUAACAUAGACCUUGUACUAACUGAGGUGGAGCUUCCAUCAAUAUCUGGAUUUGCACUUCUGACUUUAAUCAUGGAGCAUGAUAUUUGCAAGAAAAUUCCUGUAAUAAUGAUGUCAUCACAUGAUUCAAUUAGUAUGGUUUUAAAGUGCAUGUUAAAAGGUGCAGCCGAUUUUCUCGUUAAGCCUGUUAGGAGAAAUGAACUGAAAACCUUGUGGCAGCAUGUUUGGAGGAGGCACAGUUUACUUGGUGGACAUUUUCCUCAAAAAUUGCCUGUUAUACAGCAUAAAGCUGAAGCAACUUCUGAAAACAAUACAUCGAGCAAUCAUUCUAGUGAUACAAAACGGAAAAGUAAGGAAAGCAGUGAGAAAGAAAGUGCUGCACGAAGCUCUUGUACAUCGCCUUACUUGGAAGCUGAGAGUGCCUACAUGCAAAAUAUGCAGGGUCUGUUAGACCUGAAUGGUAGGAACACCUCUGGUUUGAACAAUGAAGAAAUGGAAAAGCUUGAUGAGCGUUUCAAACUCGAAAAAGGAUCAGUUAUGCUUGAGAGUAAUGCUGGAGGUGUGAGACCUGAAAAUGAUAGAGAAAAUGCUUGUACUAAGGGGGUUCAUGGAUGCAACGAUGAACUGAUUGAACAAACUAGUGGAGCUAUUGACUUGAUUGGCACAUUUGAUAGUUUCCAAAAUUCCACCAGUGGACAAUCAACUUUCAAUGAUGGCAUGAACAAGUUUGAAUUUGCUCCACAGUUGGAAUUAUCUUUGAGAAAUAUCUCUUAUAGUUCAAAAGACUUGGUUACUGAUGAGAGGCAUGAUCUUAAUCACUCUACUGCCUCAGCCUUCUCAUGGUACAAUAGUAGUAAGAAAUUCCCAACAUCAGGUUGUAAGUUUCCUAAAUUGAAGGAUGACACAUCUAAUUCCCAAGAAUUUUUGUCCAGUCAACUUUCUGAAAUUGCUACUGGUACCUCUCAAUUACAUGGUGCUACAUUGAGUAACGGUCGAGGGCAGUCUGAAGUAACAUUUGCAAGACCACAACUAGGUUUUAUUCCUGUCCCUGGUGUGAUGUUUGAUAAUAUUGGUGCUGGAUAUACUCACGUAUUCCCACCAAUAUUCUAUGCUCAUUCAGCUUUACCCCUUGCAUGGACUCCUAGAUCACCCUGCCAGCGGGAACAGUCUCCCUUUCCUUCAUGUACCUCUGUUCAUUCCAACCCUGAUGUUCAUGACUUAGAAGGUCGUCGAGAGUCUGAUGAAACUAUCAACAAUUCUAUUGACCAAACCAUAUGUGAGCAGAACAAAGUGGAGCCUUUGGAGGAUCUACAGCAUGGUUCUAUUGCUGCUGGUCAGAGCACUUGCAGUAGUUUUUGUAACAAUUUUGGAAAUAUUAAUAAUGCUGGCACAUGUGGAAGUUUUCCCAAUAGAAUUGAUGGAAAUGCCAUUCUAUCUGAGCCAGUUGAGAAGGGAACAGCUCCUGAGAGUUUGAAUGGAACUCUUGUCAUUGAAGAUGGAUUCAGAAAUAUGGAUUCUCACCGCUCUAGCCGAAGGGAAGCUGCACUCACAAAAUUUCGGUUAAAGCGGAAAGAUAGAUGCUUUGAGAAAAAGGUUCGAUACCAAAGCAGGAAAAGUUUGGCAGAGCAACGUCCCCGAGUGAAAGGACAAUUUGUUCGUCAAGUGCAACAUGAGAUCACAGCCGCGGCUGCUAAUGCUGAUCGUUCUUGAGUCUCAUUAAUGCCCAUUUUUCCCGUGUUCUCAACUUGGUUUGCGCUUUAUCCCGAUGACGUGAUUUAAUUUUAUACCGUGUGUUGGCUUGAUUACAAAUUUUUUCAGGACGGGUGGACACACUGUCUAAUAAUAGAAGGUAGCCUGUAAUUGUCUAAUAAUUUUGUCUCGAGUAAUUUUUUUUCUGCGUUGAUUAAUAUGUUUGUGCUGUAGUACGUCAUAGAACCGACUGACUGUAGUCUGUAGUUAGACUGGAAUUUGUAUGAUGGCUUGCUUAAUAGGUUAUAAAGGUGUUAAUGUUUCUGUAA
Molecule: messenger RNA, 2608 nt
Organism: Mangifera indica (mango)
Lineage: Eukaryota; Viridiplantae; Streptophyta; Magnoliopsida; Sapindales; Anacardiaceae
Product: two-component response regulator-like APRR9
Exons: 9
Coding region: 327-2300 (657 amino acids)
Biological process (GO): phosphorelay signal transduction system; cytokinin-activated signaling pathway
Molecular function (GO): protein binding
Source: RefSeq, a predicted model, not a curated record